UGUGUGCAAGAUAUACGAUAUAACUCUCUCUGUAACAAGAGAGUAAUGAUCUAAAUAGCACAAUAUAAUAUCACAAAAGUAUCGUUUACGAGAUAUUGUAUGGGCGUGCAGAAACAGCAACAGUAAGUCAUAUGACAAGACUAUGUUUACCUUUAUAAACGGUGGAUUCACAAGCCAGCUUUGGUUGCGUGGAUUCGAGCUCAUUCGCAGAUCAAGAUUGGCAUCGACAUCGGUUAAAGUUUCGCAAAUUUCUGAAAAAAAAAAAGUUAUAGAACAAGAAAUCGCGGCCGUUGCAACAUGCAAGACGCCUACAAAAAUAAAAAGUAAAAUACCAAGGUCUCAAGUUGUUCGAGUAUAUCGAUGGAAUCCAGAAAGACCGCAUAUGAAGCCAUACAUGCAGCAGUUCACCGUGGAUCUAAACAAAUGUGGCACAAUGAUACUAGACGUACUAACUUUGAUUAAGGCACAGCAUGAUCCAACGUUGUCCUUUCGAAAGUCUUGCCGGGAAGGCAUCUGUGGAUGUUGUGCAAUGAAUAUAAAUGGCGUCAAUACUCUAGCUUGCGUAACAAAAGUAAAGCAAUCUCCGCAACCACUUGUACUGUAUCCUUUACCGCAUGCGUACGUAAUUCGAGAUCUAAUACCGGACUUGGAACAGUUUUUCGAUCAAUUUCGAAAGAUUCAGCCGUAUUUGAAACGCCCGGGUGAGGAAAAUUUCCUUGGUAUGCGACAACUUUUGCAAAGCCCAAGAGAUCGAAACAAACUCGAUGGCAUGUAUGAAUGUAUAAUGUGCGCAUGUUGUACAUUCUCGUGUCCUCCUUAUUGGUGGCUCGGCGACAAAUUUCUAGGUCCUUCGGUUCUUCUACAGGCAUAUAGAUGGGUGAUAGAUUCAAGAGAUUUGGUGCAUACAGAGAGAUUAGCUAAACUACGAGACUUUUAUUCAGUUUAUCGUUGUAAAACGAUCUUUAAUUGUACUAAAACAUGCCCGAAAGGCUUAAAUCCAGCAAGAGCAAUAGCGCAACUAAGACGUUUAAUAGCCGGUCUUACGAAGAAAGAAAACCCAGAUCUCAAAACGGGUCUUCCAAAUCUUUGCCAUAAAGAACAAGAGCACUAUUUAUGCAAAAAAGAAUAGGAAAAGAUAAUAUGUUUCGAAUAACGUCUCCCUUUUUAUUAUGUAAUGCUGUUUAUCACUAUGAAUAAAACAAAUACAAAAAAACAAAUAGAAAUGGUCAACUUCUUUUUAUUGGAAAUGUUUCGAUUCUUUUUAAAGAUUUUAAAGAUAACAGAAAAUUAUACCAUUUAAUACUAAUCACCAAUCUUUUUAUUGCGGUUAUGUAUUUAUUUUAUAUAUACACAGGAAGUACUCUAUAAAUCACAUUUUCUCAGACUUGUCACAAUACAUCAAAACAUAAAAGAAAGACUUAUCACUUACUAUCACUUACUCUCACGUGUAGAAAAUGCUUUUCAACUUGCCAUUUAUUUUCUGGUUUUAAUAUCAGUUAAGUUAAUUACAGAGAUACAGGAUGUCUAACGAAUGACAAAAUCGAAGAGUAAAGAUAAAUUGAGCAAUCUAAACAGAAGUCAUUUAAUUAAUUACUCAACAAUUACAGCAAAUUUUGCAAAAUGGUACAUGAUUCUUUGGAUAUUAAUCCAAUGUAUCUUCACACUUCGACUUGACCAAAAUUUUUCAUACAUGUGUGUGUGUGUGUGAGUGUGCGCGCGUGUGUGUGUACAUUAUAUAUGUAAGUAAACUGUUUUGUU
Messenger RNA from Pseudomyrmex gracilis, 1758 nucleotides. Its product is annotated as succinate dehydrogenase [ubiquinone] iron-sulfur subunit, mitochondrial-like. Gene Ontology annotation, cellular component: mitochondrial membrane. The record is from RefSeq and is a predicted model, not a curated record. NCBI's taxonomy places the organism in Eukaryota, Metazoa, Arthropoda, Insecta, Hymenoptera, Formicidae. The coding region runs from base 143 to 1129 and encodes 328 amino acids. Gene Ontology annotation, molecular function: iron-sulfur cluster binding; electron transfer activity. The transcript is spliced from 5 exons. Gene Ontology annotation, biological process: aerobic respiration; respiratory electron transport chain; tricarboxylic acid cycle.